AUGGUGAAUUCUGAAGCUAUUGACAGCGCUUCCUCUGUCUCGACGGCACGGUACCUCUUGGCGUGUGUGUUGUUUGUGACGUACCUUGUCAUUCUAGGGGUCGCGUACAAUGGAGUCUGGCAAAUAAUGCUCAACUUCAGAUAUCUGAAGGGCAAGAAAACCAGACAAGAACGGGAGAUUGGUAUGAAUGAAUCCUUGGAAGGGGUGUCAAUCAUUCGUCCUCUCAAGGGAAUAGAUCCGGAAAUGAGUUCGUGUCUUGAAUCUUCAUUUGUUCAAGAUUAUCCACUGGAUCGAUUUGAGAUUCUCUUUUGUGUGGAUGAUCCUAAUGAUACGUGUAUUCCUAUAGUGGAGAGCCUUUUAAAGAAGCAUUCACAUAUUAGUGCGAGAAUCUUAGUUUCGCAGAAUUAUAACGAAGUUCUGAGGACUUCUGAUGAACAUUUUGGACCUAACCCCAAAGUGAAUAAUUUAGCGAAGGGGUUCCUUGCCGCAAAGUACGAUAUUGUAUGGGUUAUGGACUCUAAUGUAUGGGCAUCAUCUCGCGUUUUGAAAAGAUCAGUGAGGUGUAUGCAACAAAACAUUGAUAAUGGUAGACCAGUGCAUGGGAAACGGUCUGUGAAAUUGGUCCAUCAUGCACCAAUGGCCAUCAGUGUAGCAGAUACAGAGUAUAGUUUAAGCCCUAUAUCUAGUGGUAGUAAUUUUGCUUCUUCAGGUAGCAAUGGACAUCACAAAAGGAUAUUAAAGAAAUUUGGUGCUAAACUUGAUGAAAUGUUCUUAUUAACAUCUCAUGCCAAAUUUUAUACAUCAUUUAAUAAUCUUUCCGUGGCACCAUGUGUCAAUGGGAAAUCUAAUCUUUAUAGACGUUCUGAUCUUGAUCAUGCGGUAAGUCAGAUCCCUAAAAGAGGCCAUAGCUCGGCCUUUUUUAAUUCUCCUGAGGUAUUGAAAGAUGCAUUCCAUUUCACUUCUUUAGGCCCUGGACAUGCCAUUAAAUUCUUCUCGCGUUAUAUCGGUGAGGACAAUAUGAUUGCUAUUUGUCUCUGGGAAAAUGUUCUCGGUAGAACGGGAAUGACUGGUGAUGUGGUUGUACAACCAUUAAGUGGAGAAGACAACCUGGUUAAUGAUUACUUUGAAAGAAGAACCAGAUGGUUGAGAGUGAGGAAGUAUAUGGUUCUUGCAGCCACUUUACUCGAACCUGCUACAGAAUCUAUUUUAAGUGGGAUAUAUGGUAAUUUUGCCAUUACAACACUUUUCGGACUUGGAGCUAAGGAUAAUCAGUAUUUCUAUUGGCCCCUUUUCCUUAUUCAUAUGAGUAUUUGGAUUACUACAGAUUAUAUCCAAUAUUAUGUUCUUAUAGAUAGUGCAGUACACAGUGAUAAAUUGGAACUACUCCCAGCAUGGAUGGAUUCCAAGUCACUUCCUCCAUUGAAAAGAUCAUUUUUUGAUUGGUCAUUGGCUUGGUUAGGGAGAGAAUUGUUGGCACUUCCUAUUUGGGUGGCUGCGAUAGUUGGUCAUGAGAUCGAUUGGAGAGGUAGACCAUUCAGAAUAAAGCAAGAUCUUACUGCUGAAGAAUUGUAA
[Candida] anglica is the source of this 1572-nucleotide messenger RNA. The record is from the annotation of a GenBank genome assembly. NCBI's taxonomy places the organism in Eukaryota, Fungi, Ascomycota, Pichiomycetes, Serinales, Debaryomycetaceae.